Monoraphidium neglectum is the source of this 191-nucleotide messenger RNA. RefSeq lists its product as hypothetical. The record is from RefSeq and is a predicted model, not a curated record. The transcript has a single exon. The annotation marks the transcript as partial. NCBI's taxonomy places the organism in Eukaryota, Viridiplantae, Chlorophyta, Chlorophyceae, Sphaeropleales, Selenastraceae.
AUGGGAGCUCCCUUGGGCUCGCUGAAGCCGUCACACGAGUUGACAGACGCGCAGCAGCGGCGUGCAGACGUGCGGUUGGUGCACGGCCCGCCGCCACUGCCGCGAUGGAUCCGCUUCGGCACGCGGAUGGCGGUGGUCACGGCGUCGCUGUCUGCCGCUUUUAUGUGGCGCGACAGCUGGGUCCCUUCAAG